AGUGUAGUUCAGUUUUCUCCAACAUGGCUGCGCCCAGAUGAGGUGGUAUGUGAGUAUUCACCCCGGCUUUCUGGAGCUACAGUGGGGAGAUUGGUGACGGAGAGAGCACCCGCUAGAGUAGAGAGACUGGUGACCCGUGAAAACUCGGUCUGAGUAGAGGCAAAGGUUUGUUUCUUGCUGGCGAGCGCGAUGAGCUUAAGUCGCUGCUUUCCGGUGUCCAUCUCUUCCGGUCUCAUCUCUCCGCUUAGCCCGCAUGGAGCUGAGAUCCUCGGGAAGGGGCGGGGGUGGCCUGGGUGGCUCUCUGUUGCGAUCCGUGGGCGGUUGGGUGUCUUUGCGUUGGGUGAUUCUGUCAUGUUUCAGGUGCAGGUGCUUUUGUGGUGUCUGUGUCAGUAUUCUGCUUCUUUGGAGUUGACGAGCUGUUGCAAACUUGGGCAUGUUAGGCGUUUCUGGGGCUUUUUUGAGCGGCGUCAAUCCGGUGAAGCAAGGUCAUUGCAGGUGGCCGGAUCGCUAACACCCCGAGUUCUCGUGUGCUAGUAUUUGAGUAAUCCCUGCCAUCUUUGGGCCCCUGGUGGUAUCAGCCUCUGGUUUUGACUGAUUUUAUUUAACAAGCAUUUCUUCAGUGUCUGCUGUAUGAGAGGUACUCUACAAAUGGCUGUUGUUAGCUGCCAUCGAGUCAGCUCGGACUUACGGCGACUUUAUAUAAAAAAAUUUUAUACAACAUAAUAAACCUGUUGCCCAGUCCUGCAUCAUCCUUACAGUCACCAGCAUGUUGGGAGUCCGUCAUUGUAGCUACUGUGCCAACCCACUCAUCUCACCGAGGCCUCCUACACCCUCUUUAAACUGACAGCAGGGUCAACCCAUGGUGGACAGGUUUCAGGGGAGCUUCCAGGCUAAGACAGACUGGAAAGAAAGGCCUGGCAAUCUGCUUCCAAAAAUCAGCCAAUGAAAAUCUUAUGGAUUACAACAGAACAUUUUCUGACUUGCUGUGGAAACGUCAUCAGGAGGGCUCAGUCUCUGGAGAAGUAUACCAUGUUUGGUGAAAUAAGAGGGCAGACGAGGGCGUGGGAGACCCUGGGUGACAUGGAUUGGCACAGUAGCUAUAAUGAUUGACUGGGACAUGCUGGCAAUUGUGAGGGUGAUGCAGGACCAGGCAAGGUUUUGUUCUGUUGUAUAUAUAAGGUCGCCCUGAGUCGGAGUUGACUCUAUGGCAGCUAUCAAGAACAAACAUAUUAACAAGCAAGUAGCAGAGUGUGUGCGAUAAUUUCAUUAAUCCCACAGAGACUGUGUUUAGAGUGGACAUGACCAGACUGGACUCAGCAUGAGUCGUAUUCUAGUAAAUGGUGACGUCAUUCCUGUAUCAUCCUAUAAGACUCCCAUGACAUGACAAGGAGCAUCCAAACGUUUGUGCAACAGUGGAAACUUCCUGGUCCGGGAAGUGGUCUUGUUGUAGAAGGGGAACCUCCAGAGCUCAGCAACUUCUUUCAGCUGGUUCUUUUGUUGAGAUGACUCAGAUCUGCUGGGCCAGGGCAUUGCCAAAGCACUGAAACAGGGAAGAGAAGGGUCUCCAGGGCUAUCUGCAUUUGUCUUUUUUCACAUGCUGUAAUAUUGCAUGACUGAGGGAGAGAGAAGGGAAAGGGGAUGAUAAAAAUGUGGUUGUAAGGCGCCAUCUGCUGGUAGCUGCACUUUUAGUGGCAGACUUUUAAAAAGAUGUAUUCAACAUCUUUCCUUUCUCAUUUCUUCCACUUUGCAGUCUUUGCUCUGUGAAAUAUUAAGAAAAUGUUCUAUAGGGCACUCAUCUCUUGUUCUCCUUCCCAUACUGCAAAGUUGCUGUUCCAGAGAUGGUGAUCUUGGAAUGGAUGGCUAUAAAAAGUCCUCAGCUUUUCUUGUCUUCUUAAACCAUUCUGAUCUGGCUGUUCUGAAAAUUAGCCCUAAUACAGUAAUAGAUGCAUUUUAUCCUCCUAACAAAGGUAUGAGAUAGGCACUAUUAUUAUACCAGUUUUACAGAUGAAGAAACUGAAGCACAGAGAUGAGAACUAACUCAACAGGUUCAUACAACUAAUAAGUGGUAGACCUGAGAUUUGACUCCUAACUGCUGUGUUAUAUUGCCUCAUAGCACCGAGGUUCUGGGGAAACUAAUAAAAGUAUGAUUUAAUCCCUGUCGUCAAAGCACUGGUAGAGUAUUGCAAGGCAACAGACAUUAGAAUAAAUAAUUACAAUUAGUGCUAUGUUAGAAAUAUCCGUUCAGCUAUCCCCUUCCUGUCUAGUGAUCACUUCAAAACCUGUCUGUAAUCUCAGUCUCUCUCCUGAGAGCCACUUCGUAUUGUCAUCUACUAGCCAGACAUUGCAACUGUAGAUCUCACUAGUAGUUCAUCUAUAAUAUAUCCUAAAUCUGACUCAUUACCUCCCUUACAGAGCAGCUCAUCCUGACUUUCCAGUUUUGAAAUGACAUCACUAGUCUCUUAGUCACUCAGGCUCCAACCUAGAAGUCAUCUUUGAUUUCCCUCUCCUCACUUCUGGGUAGUCAUCAAGGCCGAUUGAUUCUACAUGACUCCUGCCUUUGCUUUCUUCCUGUUGCCUCUACACUAGAUCAGGCCAGCAUUUCCACUUGUCAAGCUGGAUUACUGCAGGUCCCCAUGCCUCUCAUCUCCCUUCUGUGCUCUCCAGCCAGCUUACUUUCCCAGCCUUAGCGCCUGUCAUGCACUCUGUGUGCUAGUUAGGCUGGACUGGCUGUCUCUUCCAUAGGCCUGGCAUUUUCCUUCUCUUGAGAUUUGUGAUUAGAGUUUUGCCUGUCUUGUUUGUGAGGUGUUUUGGAAUAUGAUUUAACUCUCUACAUUCAGUUUGUAACUUUGAAGACUUUAAAAAGUGUGCGGAGAGUGGGACCAUUGGGUUAGCAAACGCUGUGCUCUGAAAACUAUGCUUACCUCCUCUGUCUUUGCCAGACUUGUCCAUUUUUCUUUGUAGCUUCUGUUCUUUAUAGCUUUACUGCAUAUUUUCUUUCCAUAUGACUCCAUAUUCUUCUUAUCCUUCAGUAUUCAGCCAGAUUCUCUUCUGUUUUGAAGUCUUCCUAAGCUUUUCCAGUUUUUUUUUUUGUCUCUAAUUCACGUCACACCUAAAUACUGUGCUAUUAGCACUUAAUUGUGUAAACCAGUUGCCGUUGAGUCGAUUCUGACUUGUGGCAACCCUAUGUGUGUCAGCUAGAACUGUUCUCCAUAAGGUUUUCAGUGGCUGAUUUUUUGGAAAUCAAUAGCCAGACCUUUUCCCAGGUGUCUGUAGGUGCACUCCAGCCUUACAGUUAGUAGCUCAAUGUGUUAACUGUAUUACCAAGAUGUGUCAUACUCUUUCAUUGUUUAGUGUUUUUCUGUUUUCCUGAAGUAUAUGUGUAUUUCUAAACACAUAUAGACUUACUUUUAGAUUUCAGACUUUAUGUAAAUGGAAUCAUACUGUGUGUGUGUAUACAUACAAUAUGAGAUAUAUAUAUACCCACACACACGCACGCACACAUGUACACAUAUGUACACAUAUCUAUUAGAUUUGGUCCUAACAGUGUAUUUGUGAAAUUUGUGGUAUGUUGUCAUGGAUUGAAUUGUGACCCCCCCCCCUCCAAUUUGUGUCAACUUAGCUAGGGAAUGAUUCCCAGUAUUGUGAGGUUAUCCUCUGUUUUGCGAUCUGAUGUAAUUAUUCUAUGAGUAUAGAGACCUGGUGGCACAGAGAUAAAGAGCUCAGCUGCUAACUGAAAGGUUCUGGCAGUUUGAAUUCACCAGCUCCUCCUUGGAAACCCUAUGGGACAGUUCUACUCUAUCCUGUAGGGUCUCUAUGAGUCAGAAUCAACUUGAAGGCAAAGAGUUUUUUUGUAAAUCCUAACGUCUAUGGUGUUAAUGAGGCAGGAUUAGCAGCAGCUAUGUUAAUUUUUUUUAUGUUAAUUAGGCAGGACACAUUCUAUAGGAUUAGGUUGUAUUUUGAGUCAAUCUCUUUUGAGAUAUAAAAGAAAGAAGCAAGCAGAGAAGAGAGGGACCAUCUACUACAAGAAAGAAGAGCUGGGAGCGGAGCAUGUCCUAGGACUUGGGGUCCCUGCACUGAGAAACUCCUAGACCAGGGGAAGAUUGAUGAUAAGGACCUUACCCAGAACUGAGAGAGAGAGAAGGCCUUCCUAUGGAGCUGGAACCCUGAAUUCAGACUUAUCGCCUUCUAAACUUAUUGCUAUGGAUGGCAACCAUCAAAGUGAUCACAAACACAGUAAAACUGAGAAGAAGUUCUUAAGGAAACAGAUUAAAGCCAGGCAUACUUUGCUGAGACACGAAGGCAUUGAGACAGUGUCCUAUGCCACUCAGAUCCUGGUUGUUGCCAAUGGUGGCUUGGGUAAUGGUGUGAGUAGGAACCAACUGCUCCCUGUUUUGAAGAAAUGUGGACUGGUGGAUGCUCUCUUGAUGCCACCUAAUAAGCCCUACUCAUUUGUGAGAUACAAAACUACGGAAGAAUCCAAGAAAGCCUAUAUUUCACUCAAUGGAAAAGAGAUAGUAGGUGAUGUAGGACAAAAGAUCAUUCUCUACUUGAAUUUUGUGGAAAAAGUACAGUGGAAAGAGUCGGGGCAUCAAGCCUUACCUCCAGGCCUUAUGGUAGUAGAAGAAAUUAUUUCUCCUGAGGAUGAAAAAAUGCUUUUGGAAAGCAUUAAUUGGACAGAAGGUAAUGUUCAAAAAUCUUUAAAACACAGAAGAGUAAAGCAUUUUGGCUAUGAAUUCCACUAUGAGACCAACAAUGUAGAUAAAAAUAAGCCAUUACCUGGGGGUCUUCCUGAGAUUUGUGAUAGCAUUUUGGAGAAAUGGUUGAAGGAAGGUUACAUUAAACAUAAACCUGAUCAGUUGACCAUAAACCAGUAUGAACCUGGUCAUGGAAUUCCUGCUCAUAUUGACACACAUUCUGCUUUUGAGGAUGAGAUCAUUUCUCUCAGUUUGGGGGCAGAGAUUGUCAUGGAUUUUAAGCACUCAGAUGGUGUCACAGUACCAGUCAUGCUGCCUCGUCGGAGUUUGCUCGUGAUGACAGGAGAAUCUAGAUACCUUUGGACACAUGGGAUCACACCUAGAAAAUUUGAUACUGUUCAAGCAUCUGAGAGUCACAAAAGUGGAAUUAUCAUCAGUGAUGUUGGAGACCUAACUUUAAGCAAGAGGGGAAUACGAACGUCAUUCACAUUUAGAAAAGUGAGACAAACACCUUGUAAUUGUAAUUACCCCUUAGUCUGUGACAGCCAGAGAAAAGAGGCUCCCCCCUCAGUUCCAGAGAGCGAUAGAGAAGCCACACAGCUGGAGCAGGAGUAUGUCCAUCGAGUUUAUGAAGAGAUUGCUGGGCAUUUCAGCAGCACGAGACACACUCCUUGGCCGCGUAUCGUGGAGUUUUUAAAAGCUUUGCCGAGUGGUUCAGUAGUGGCUGAUAUUGGAUGUGGAAAUGGAAAAUAUCUUGGCAUUAAUAAAGAAUUACAUAUGAUUGGUUGUGACCGUAGCCAAAACCUCGUGGCCAUCUGUAGGGAGAGGCAAUAUCAGGCCUUUGUCUGUGAUGCGUUGGCAGUACCAAUCCGCAGUGAGUCUUGUGAUGCCUGUAUCUCCAUUGCUGUUAUUCACCAUUUUGCAACAGCAGAGCGUAGAGUGGUCGCUGUCCGAGAACUUGUUCGACUCCUGAGACCCGGUGGGAAGGCACUUAUUUAUGUCUGGGCAAUGGAACAAGAAUACAACAAGCAGAAGUCCAAGUAUCUUAGAGGAAACAGAAAUAGCCAAGGAAGGAAAGAGGAGAUCAGCAGUGAUGCGUCAGUGCAGGAGUCACCGGUGGAGCAAACGCCUGACGUGGGCAAUCAAGGUUCAGCAUGUUCUGUUCCCUCCAUUAGUGACUUUCAGGAGGGCGGCUGUAAUUCAAGUAAAUUCACUAAUUCUAAACUGCCUAUUCACACUAACAGGACUUCUUUUCAUUCUCAAGACUUAUUGGUUCCCUGGCACCUUAAGGGAAACCCUGCUAAAGACAAACCUGUUGAGCAGUUUGGCACAGUAGGAUCCCAUGACCCAAGUCCUGUGUUUCAUCGUUACUACCAUGUAUUCUGUGAGGGAGAAUUGGAAGCCACCUGCCAGACUUUGAGUAAUGUCAGCAUUCUGCAAAGCUACUAUGAUCAGGGAAACUGGUGUGUGAUUCUUCAAAAGCUCUGAUCAUCUGCAUAAAUAUAUCAUGUGUGGGGAAGAAAUGCUCAGUUGUUUGUUUUUAAUAGGAAACUGAGCUAACUAUCUUUUUAGUUAAAGAGAAAACUUGUGGGGAAGUACCAAAGAAGAGCUUUGAGAAAUCUGGAAGUAGAGAUUAGUUAGGAGACAUUCAGUCUGCUACUGUUGCUGACCUCAUUCCACCCAUAAAUGCAGGCUCCUCCUGUAGGGUUUGAUCACUGUUUUCCUCAGAGGAACAGAGAUGGUUUCGAAAAGUGAUCAAAGUAGUUUGUGAAUUGUUUGGGAUCUGUGGAUAAAAAUACAGCAUUUUGAAAAUAAACUUUUGUUAUAAAAUGU
Messenger RNA from Loxodonta africana (African savanna elephant), 6527 nucleotides. It is a transcript of the gene ALKBH8, whose product is annotated as alkB homolog 8, tRNA methyltransferase. Bases 4104 to 6182 code for a protein of 692 amino acids. The record is from RefSeq and is a predicted model, not a curated record. Gene Ontology annotation, biological process: tRNA wobble uridine modification; tRNA methylation. Lineage: Eukaryota; Metazoa; Chordata; Mammalia; Proboscidea; Elephantidae. The transcript is spliced from 12 exons. Gene Ontology annotation, cellular component: cytoplasm; nucleus. Gene Ontology annotation, molecular function: S-adenosylmethionine-dependent methyltransferase activity; tRNA (5-carboxymethyluridine(34)-5-O)-methyltransferase activity; tRNA binding.